AAAUUCUUCACCCGGAGUUCACGCGCAGACAGGAACUUGCUGGUCGUCCAGUUGGCAAACCGACGAAGUUGUCUUGGAAGACUUGUGGGCUCAAAACAAAACCAUUAUGACUUCGACGAACAUGUUUCAGGGGUUAGCCACGGGUACAAAACCAAGUUCCAGGGUGUUGCAGCCUCCUGGAGGUGGCUCCAGUAACUUGUUUGGAGGCUAUGAAGACGACUCUGCAGCAUUAAGAAGACCUAACAAGAUGGCCUCUAAAUUGUUUGCUCCACCAGAGGAGGUCCAGAGUGGACCCAAGCGCUCCAAUCCUCCAGGUGGGAAGAGCAGCGGAAUAUUCGGGGAUCCUGAGCCUCAAACUCGUCAACAGAGACACAAACCUCCUGGUGGACAAACAAGUAACAUAUUCGGUGCUGCGGAGAGUGCACCGGCCCAAACCGUAAACCGAAUGCACCCAAAUAAGCCAAAGGACAAUCUAGGUGCGGAACCUGAACCCAAAUCAUCACCUGUGUCUUCCCUUCCAGCACCAGAAGCUACAGUUGCCCAACCUGAAGUGAAGGAGGAGGUGCCUCCGCCAUCUCCCAUGCCGGCCAAGGAAGAGCCUGCUGUUGUCCUGGCCUCUCCUGAGCCCCGCUCUCCCCCUCCCUCGUCCCCACCUCCCGAGGAGACGAGUCCUAAUGAUGGUGAUGGGAAGAACCACGAGCCGCACCUGGGACCCAAGCCUCGCUCUCACAACAGGGUCCUCAACCCCCCCGGUGGAAAGUCUAGUGUGGUGUUCUACUGAUCAGCUAACACGCAUCUCUUUGUCUGCUCCCCUGUCAAUCUUCUCUCAUUCCAACGCCCCUCUCCCACAGUCACCUGUACAUUUAAACACGGCGCAGGAUGUUUUUGUUCUCAUCAGAUUCCUAUUCAAAUUGCACUUUCAGCCCUAUUUUUUGCUUCCAACUCUUUCCCCAGUUAUUCAACGGAAUCUACUGCAAUCAUUCGAUCUCCAAUCAACCCCCUAACUGUGACACUGUGAUCACAAUAAUUACCGUAACUCAGUUGUUUCCUUCUCUGUUUGUAAAUGUGCUUUGGGUUCGGCCACAGUUAAUCUUUUUUUUUUUUUUUUUUUAGGCGCUGUGGCGUCUCAUGGGUGGUUAAGACAUUGGCGUGCUUGUACAAUUGUCAGCUUUAAACGGUUCUUUGUUUAAAUGAUUUGGUGUAAAAGAAAAAAAAACUCAAUCAGAGCAUUAGCUCAAAUUUGACGGUGUUUGUUUUAAACCGUAACAUGUAGCUGUUCCAUCAGGAGGGGAUGAAUACUUCACCGAUGUAAUAUUAAAAUGUUUCAGGGAGUUUCACUAGUACCACCUUUCUGUGGGUUGCUGGAACUUUAUUUAAUUGCUACAUAAAACGUUUUGUUUAACUAAACAAUCUGUUGGACUGCUACCAAUAGCUGUAUAUCCAAAGCCUUAUACCAGCUUGGGAUUUUUCCUCUUUCUUGCCUUCUCAUGCUUCAUCCCGUCAUUUCAACAUGAAUAAUCCGUUGCCCGAGCACGACUUAUGUUCAAGGAUAGAUGCUAAAAAUUGACCAUGAAACAACAAUGAUGCAACGGUUUACUCCUAAAAUAUUUCUGCUUCCUUAAAGAAAAUUCCAUUUUGAUUGUAUGCAGGUUGAUUACGCUGGUACUUCUCUGCUUCCUCUUCAUUGCUUGCUUUACCUGAGAACACACCUUCCAUGCUUGGGGUAGGCCUCUGAUUAUGUUUUAAAUUAAAACGGCUGAAGACAUGUGAACUCUGGACAAUCGCGUGACCUGCCUGGGUCCAGGUGGGCUCAUUGAUAGAAACCUUUUCUCCCAAUUCAUGACGCACGUUUGUGGUAUUCUGGUGCUGGCCUGCCCCCCCCACCUCCCCCCCUCGAUCCCCCUGCCAGUCCUACCGUGUGUUGAUGUGCCUGGCAGGCAAUAAGCACAGCAGAAGAAAAUCCUGUGUAUUGCAAUAAAACUGUUUGUUUUGCAUUUAAA
Gasterosteus aculeatus aculeatus (three-spined stickleback) is the source of this 2000-nucleotide messenger RNA. It is a transcript of the gene jpt2, whose product is annotated as Jupiter microtubule associated homolog 2. Gene Ontology annotation, cellular component: nucleus. The record is from RefSeq and is a predicted model, not a curated record. Lineage: Eukaryota; Metazoa; Chordata; Actinopteri; Perciformes; Gasterosteidae.